AGGAGGGACUGUAAAUACAGCUUCUUCCUGAAUCCACUGGCAGAGUUACUGAAGAGAGCUCAAGACACAACACUGCAGAGUAACGCCUUGGAAUGUCCUCUCAGUUUAUAAACAAUUGUCGCAGGGAGAGAAUAUUUUUACAUGACAUUUGCACAGCCUGACAAUGUGGAGCUGUGUGCUGUUCUGAUGAGAACUGAAUUUCCCAUAGAGAUCCUCACAAACUGAACAGAAAAAGACUUAGCUGCAUUGGGAAAGUCAAGAGUGGAACUUGAAGCUUUUAAAAACAAAACAACUAAGUGAAGAAGCACAAGAAUUUGAUCUUGGGCAGCAUGGCAUCUACUAAGGACCUUUUAAUCCUGGCACUAUAUGGUUUGUUACUAGAGUUACCGACCGCAUGUCAUACAACAGAUACAAGGCUGCCAAGAUUACGUCUGUCACAUAAAGAGCUCUGGGACUUAAACAGGACAUCAGUCUUUCAUAGCCCAUCUGGAUACCUUGGUCUUCACACAAUGCUGCUGGAUGAAUAUCAAGAGCGACUGUUUGUAGGAGGAAGGGAUCUUGUGUAUUCUCUCAGCUUGGACCGCGUCAGCGAGAACUACAGAGAGAUACAUUGGCCCAGUACACCCCGGCAGGCAGAAGAAUGCACAAUUAAAGGAAGAGAUGCUGACGAAUGUGCAAAUUACAUCCGUGUCCUUCACCGGUACAACAGAACACAUCUCCUGGCCUGUGGUACGGGGGCUUUUGAUCCCCUCUGCACUUUUAUCAGAGUCGGACAUCCAUCAGAGGAUCAUCUAUUUCAACUGGACUGGCACAAAUUUGAGAGAGGACGAGGCAGGUGCCCUUUUGAUCCCAGCUCCUCCUUCAUCUCAACUUUAAUUGGGGGUGAGCUGUUUGCUGGGCUCUACAAUGACUACUGGGGGAGAGAUGCUGCUGUCUUACGUACUAUGGGUCAUAUGCCACAUAUUCGAACUGAACCUGAUGAUGAGCGUUUAUUGAAAGAACCAAAGUUUGUUGGCUCAUACAUGAUUCCCGACAAUGAAGACCGGGAUGAUAACAAAGUCUAUUUCUUCUUUACUGAAAAAGCGUUAGAGGCAGAAACAAGCGCUCAUGCCAUUUAUGCCAGAGUUGGACGAGUGUGUGCGAAUGAUAUGGGAGGACAGCGAAUGUUGGUGAAUAAAUGGAGCACUUUCCUCAAAACCAGACUGAUCUGCUCUGUACCAGGAAUGAAUGGAAUCGAUACACAUUUCGAUGAAUUAGAGGAUGUGUUUUUGCUACAAACUCGGGAUAACAAAAAUCCAGUGAUAUUUGGACUCUUUAACACUACAAGCAAUAUUUUUAGAGGAUAUGCUAUAUGUGUCUAUCAUAUAGCUAGCAUCCGAGCAGCCUUCAAUGGACCUUAUGCUCAUAAAGAAGGACCUGAAUACCAUUGGUCUCUGUAUGAAGGAAAAGUACCUUACCCCAGGCCUGGUUCGUGUGCCAGCAAAGUCAAUGGCGGUCUGUAUGGUACCACCAAAGACUAUCCUGACGAAGCUGUCCGUUUUGCAAGGAGCCAUCCACUGAUGUAUCAGCCCAUUAAACCUGUCCAUAAAAGGCCAAUACUUGUGAAAACCGAUGGCAAGUACAACCUAAAACAAAUAGCGGUGGAUAGAGUGGAAGCUGAAGAUGGGCAAUACGACGUCUUGUUUAUUGGCACAGAUAAUGGGAUUGUGUUGAAAGUCAUUACAAUUUACAACCAGGACACAGAAUCAAUGGAAGAAGUGAUUCUUGAAGAGAUGCACGUAUUCAAGGUGCCAGUUCCUAUUAUUUCUAUGGAAAUAUCUUCAAAGAGGCAACAACUGUAUGUUGGAUCUGAGUCUGCCGUAGCACAAGUGAAGUUCCAUCAGUGUGACAUGUAUGGCACAGCCUGCGCUGACUGCUGCCUAGCAAGAGAUCCUUACUGUGCUUGGGAUGGGAUAUCCUGUUCUAGGUACUAUCCCACAGGAAUGCAGGCAAAGAGACGUUUCCGCAGACAAGACGUUCGACAUGGAAAUGCAGCUCAGCAGUGCUUUGGCCAGCAGUUCAUUGGAGAAGCCCUGGAGAAGACUGAAGAACGGAUAGUAUAUGGAAUAGAGUACAACAGCACUCUUCUGGAAUGUACCCCUAGGACUUUACAAGCUAAAGUGAUCUGGUUUGUGCAGCGAGCCCAUGAAGCCAGGAAGGAGGAGGUGAAGACAGAUGACAGAAUCAUCAAAAUGGACCUUGGCCUCUUAUUCUUAAGGCUGCACAGGCUGGACGCAGGGACCUAUUUUUGUCAGACUGUGGAACACAGCAUUGUUCAUACAGUCAGAAAAAUCACCCUGGAGGUGGUAGAGGAAGGGCGCGUGGAUGAAAUGUUCAACAAAGACUAUGAGGAGGACAUACCUCACAAAAUGCCAUGCCCAGCGCAAAGCAGCAUUCCUCAGGGAUCGAAGCCAUGGUACAAGGAAUUUCUGCAGCUAAUAGGGUACAGCAACUUCCAGAGGGUCGAGGAGUAUUGCGAAAAGGUGUGGUGCACGGAUAAGAGGAGGAAAAAGCUGAAAAUGUCCCCGUCCAAGUGGAAAUAUGCCAACCCACAGGAGAAGAAGGCACGCAUCAGGCCAGAGCAUUACCGCCUCCCCAGGAACAUAGUUGACUCUUGAUGGACAAAAUCCAUCCAUUCUUUCUGGGAGAAUUUUUAUUUGGACCUAAGGAAU
Mauremys mutica (yellowpond turtle) is the source of this 2711-nucleotide messenger RNA. It is a transcript of the gene SEMA3E, whose product is annotated as semaphorin 3E. The transcript has 17 exons. The coding region runs from base 330 to 2657 and encodes 775 amino acids. Gene Ontology annotation, molecular function: chemorepellent activity; semaphorin receptor binding. The record is from RefSeq and is a predicted model, not a curated record. Gene Ontology annotation, biological process: negative regulation of axon extension involved in axon guidance; neural crest cell migration; axon guidance. NCBI's taxonomy places the organism in Eukaryota, Metazoa, Chordata, Testudines, Geoemydidae.